Molecule: messenger RNA, 3049 nt
Organism: Lucilia sericata (common green bottle fly)
Lineage: Eukaryota; Metazoa; Arthropoda; Insecta; Diptera; Calliphoridae
Gene: INTS7
Product: integrator complex subunit 7
Exons: 2
Coding region: 7-2988 (993 amino acids)
Biological process (GO): snRNA 3'-end processing
Cellular component (GO): integrator complex
Source: RefSeq, a predicted model, not a curated record
UAAACAAUGUCGUCCUUAACCGGUGUACGCGUUAAUCUUUUCAAUGAGAAUUUUCUCAAUGAAUCCGAACAGGAUGCCAAUUCCGUGCUUACCGAAUUGGAUAAGGGCUUACGUUCCACUAAGCUCGGUGUACAAUGUGAAGCUAUAGUGCGUUUUCCUCGCUUAUUUGAGAAAUAUCCAUUUCCUAUAUUGAUAAAUUCCUCAUUUUUAAAAUUGGCUGAAUUUUUUCUAAAUGGUUCCAAUCUAUUACGUUUUUGGGUUCUGCGUGUUUGCCAGCAAAGUGAAAAUCAUUUGGAUAAAAUUUUAAAUAUAGAUGCCUUUGUUAAGCGCAUCUUUAUGGUAAUACAUUCUAAUGAUCCAGUGGCCAGAGCCUUGACACUGAGAACUUUGGGUGCGGUAUCGCGGGUUAUACCAGAAAAACAGCAAGUACAUCAUGCUUUAAGAAGAGCUUUGGACAGUCACGAUACUGUGGAAGUAGAAGCGGCCAUUUAUGCUAGUGGCCAAUUUGCCGCACAAUCUAGAUCUUUUGCCAUUAGCAUGUGUGCCAAAAUAUCCGAUAUGAUUGAAUCUUUACAAAUACCAGUGCCCAUGAAAUUGCAAUUGAUUCCUGUGCUCCGACACAUGCAUCACGAUGCGAACACAGCAGCUUUAGUGAAAAAACUUUGUCUUAACUUACUGCCCAAAUAUCCGGGAGAAAGUUUUGUGGUGGCCAUUUUGGCUUCGUUGACUGAAUUGUCGGCUAGAACCUUGACCGGAGUGCCAGAUCAGGUAACUUUGUUAUUGGAGUUUAAUAAUGAUUUGCGUAAACCGGUAAGGGCUCAAGCUUUAAAAUCACUUAAUAAAUUGGCCGAAAAACAAUGUGUUCAUGCUUGGCCUAAAAGUGCUAUUAAGGAUUUAAUAGCUAAAGCCUUUGCCUGUUCUGAGCCAUCGGAACAGUAUUUGUUUUUGGGCAUUAUACUUAAACUUAGUGAUUGCCCGUUAACUUGCCAUAUUCUGCUGGCCCAAGAAGAGGAACCACCCUCGGUGGUGGAUUUGUGCAAGAAUUGCUUGUAUCUAAAUGAUUAUGGUACCGCUAGCCAAGCUAUUACCGUAUUGGCUUCUUUGAUUGCAUAUGCUGAUGAGAGUAAUAAAACGGAACGUAUUAACGUGCUAAUGGAGCUGAUUGAUUUACAUUUACAAAGCUUGCUAAUGUGCACUAUACGCGAGCAGAAAUAUGCUGAAGACUUGCGUAAAAUAUUAGUCUGUGGCAUAAGGGUAUCAUCGGUGAAGCCAGAAUUUGGUGUGGAAUUGGUUACAAUGCUGGCAAAUCUCUUGAAUGACUCGGUGGAAUACCCAGCCGCUAAUGAAGAAGCUAUAUGUGAGGCGUUGGGUUCAUUAUGUUCAUAUUUUCAAUUAAGGAAAUUUGCUCCUUUAACCAAUGAAAUGGAAACAGAUCAAAGUACUCAACAAAGGACUAAUCCUGUACUCAAGAAUCUUUUGUUAAUUAUGCGUAAACUAACCACCACUACUGAACGUAGCACACCCGAGGAAAGUAUUAGAUCUAUAGAAAUCCUCUCCGCAGUGGCUUUGCAGGCCAUGAUGGGUUGUUUUAUGCCUACAGCGGUUAUGCGUACAUUCGAGAAAAUCAUUUUUAAAUCAAAUCCCUGGACUCAAUAUCGUAUGGCCCGUUCGGCAAGUCGUUAUGGACAACAUUAUUUGGCCGCCCAUAUUUAUGUGAAAAUAUCGCGAAGUACUGUGGUGGAUAAGCUGCACUUUUUCCUAACGGGUCUUUCGCAGUUGGCUCAUGCGGAAUGUAUUCUAAACUAUGGAGUAUCCUAUGAUUUUAUGCACAAGAACUACGAAAUAUGUGAAAAUCAUAUUGUACGCAGCAUGGCAUUGGAAGAGUCGAUGCCGUUAAUGCAACGUUUGGAAAUGGCAAUAAAUUUGUGCUGGCAAGCCUUGGCUAGCUUAAGAGCUAGUUCUUCGCCCUCUCAUCCCUUCACAUUCCAAUUGGAAUUCUUAAAAUUACGCGCCCAAUUUCUACAGACCCUACACUCGGCUGUAACCAUAAAAAAUGCCCAGAUUAUAGUGCCUCCACCAGCCAUAGCCGGUAGUUUGGCUCAAAAUUCCCGAGACUAUUUGCAGAAAUUUGGCCAUGUCACCAAUCAGCUAAGGAAGUUGGUAAAGGAAUUGAAAUCCUGUGAAGAAGCCUUUGGACGUUUGUAUAAGUCAGCAUUUGAUGCGGAUCCCACAACUUUGGAAUUCCUAGAGAUAAUACAAUAUCAAUGUGUUUUGUUUGCCCACAUUGUGGAGACCAUUUGUUUUGCCACUCCCUCAGAUCCGCCAGAUUUUCAGGCUGAAGGCAAAUGCCCAGAAACUAGAUAUUUAAUUAACUGUUGUCGCCGCAUGGAAGAAUUAAGCAAAUCGAUACCAGAAGAAGCGGCCAAUAAUAAAACCAUUAAUAAUUUCCAUUUAGAUAUCAUAUUGGCAGAAAUUGAGAUCAUUACUAAAACUCCCUUAUGUUUGCCACGCUAUUUCUUUCAAGUCUUACAAUCAACUCAAAUCAAGUUGUCUGUCAGUCCUCAACCGCGCAGCGAUGGCAAACCUGUCAAUGUACAAUCGGGCAGUAAUUUAGUAAUAAAAGUAGAGGGCGUCAUUCAGCAUUAUGGCAAAAAACCUUCCCUGUUUCGCAGUGUAGAGUCGGUACAGUUAAGUUUGGUUUCUAAGCUUUUAACACCAAGACCACCCGGCGAAACUAUGAAGCCUCAAAGUGAUACGGUGACCUUAACUCAGACAGUUAAGCCUCAAAGAGAUUUCUUAUCUGGUAAUUUCCUAGUACCCAUAUCAUCGGGCGGCCAAUGGCAAGUUACCUUGGAGACCUAUGUCAUAGACGAAAAGGGUAUUACCUGGUGCACCGGACCUAAAAAUUCCAUGUUAGUAAGAGUUUUAGAUGAUCCAGCCAAACAGCAACAGGCACCAGCUCCUUCUGCUCAAACUAGAAGAUUUUAAAACUAAAUCAUGAUCACUAAUCUUAAGUAUUACCAAUAAAAACUUUAAUUUUACUUUUAAA